CGUAAUUUAAUACAGUCGCCUCUACGAUACUACAAAACGUACAUGUAAGAGGAUACAUACAACUAUACUUUAUGACAUUGAAAAUAGUUGAGUUGUUACAGAACAAAAUUAAAGAAUCAAAACUAGCAUGUCAUAUAAUGUGAGAAAUAAAUUAGCAACGGACGCUAAACAUCAUCAACAGGAUAUCGUUAUUAGUUCAGCAAUGCUAUCAGACAUGAAUCUUAUCUCCCCUGCUCCAUCGAGAGGCAGGGGCAGCACCGGAGACAUGUUUCCGCAUAAUCAACAACAUCGGACUAGAGGUUCACAAGCUUAUGAACGUUCAAGUGAUACCGACACUUCAAACGCGUAUGGGCACAACGUUCCACUUCCAAGAAGGAGACCAAACAGAAAGAGGUACAAGCUAAAAUCGGAUAAUGAGACGGAACGCAUUGAACCAUCAUUUGAAUCACCUGAAUACAAUCAUAGUAACUCUAAACUAGGUAAAAUGAAAGGAAUUCAUGACAACGAGAAACGCAAACAUACUGGCAGCUCCAGUGGAGAAACUGUAUCCCUACCAAUGUUUGACGCAUUGUCAGUUGUAACUCAGCCCUAUAUUGACAAGGUGUUAAAAUGGGAUGACAAUCCUAAAAAUGCUGAAUCGCAAAUGGAUAAAUUUCUCCCAGCAUCAAGUGCAAUGAAAAGUCUAAACUGUUACAACUUUGAUUACGGCCUAUACAAAAAUUCAAAACAUAAAAAAGUAAAGGGCGAAGAGGAUGAGAUUUCAAUUCCAAAAGCUUCUACUGAAGAUUUCGCAGAUUUCGACAAUGGACCUAGUAUACAUUCGAAAUAUUUCCCAAAACGACGAUCCAACAACAGAUUGAUGAAGGCGAAUAAAGGUUCUUCUAAAGAUGGCACUAGUGAUGCAGAUUUUGCAUAUAGAGGCAAAGCCAAUACAAAACAGUUACACGGGGCAAACAGUUUGCCCCUUCUCGCUUAUCAUCCAGAAAAAUCAGAUUUUCUGCCGUCGGUAAAGCCAUGCUCCAUGCACAGUAAGGAUACACUAACUGAUAGGGACUUUUUAUUAUGGCGGAGUACUCAUCACGGAGGAUCAAGUCACAGAAGUGAAAAUUUAAUGGCAACUACACCUCGACCUCACAGAGAGAAUGAUGCCUCUCCUUACCCUGAACCAACAAGACCCAUCAACGAGGUGAUGAAUGAUGGUUUGAAACUAAAUGGAAAAAUACGAUUUGCUCCUAAAUUACCAAGUGCUAAAUUGGUUGGCCAACGAUUAGUUCAAAAUUGGCUGAAAAGUUAGCAAGUUCGGUAAUUAUAGUAUACAAGUAUUAUGAAC
Owenia fusiformis is the source of this 1330-nucleotide messenger RNA. NCBI's taxonomy places the organism in Eukaryota, Metazoa, Annelida, Polychaeta, Sabellida, Oweniidae. The record is from the annotation of a GenBank genome assembly.